Molecule: messenger RNA, 1257 nt
Organism: Pyricularia grisea
Lineage: Eukaryota; Fungi; Ascomycota; Sordariomycetes; Magnaporthales; Pyriculariaceae
Exons: 1
Coding region: 1-1257 (418 amino acids)
Biological process (GO): transcription open complex formation at RNA polymerase II promoter; transcription initiation at RNA polymerase II promoter
Cellular component (GO): transcription factor TFIIE complex
Source: RefSeq, a predicted model, not a curated record
AUGGAUCUCGCCCGAACGCUGGUGCGCUCCGUCGUGCGCGCCUUCUACGACACCAAGCACAUACUGGUCGUGGACGCGCUCGUCAUUCACUCGGCUCUGCGCGACGACGACUUGGCCUACCUCAUGAACAUGAACACAAAGGACCUGCACAAGCUGUGCGGACGCCUCAAGGAGGACCGGUUCCUGACGGUGCACACGCGCCCGGAGCUCAAGGAGGGCCAGCAACGGCCCGUGAACCGCAUGUACUACUUUAUCGACUACCGCCAGACCAUCGACGCCAUAAAAUGGCGCGUCUACACGGUCGACAAGCAGAUGCAGGGUGUCACCGUGCCGGCCGACGAGCGCAAGGAGUACUUUUGCCUGCGCGUCGGCUGCAAGAAGGAGUACUCGCUGAUGGAGGUCCUUGACAAGCCCAGCGCAAGAGGCUUCCUAUGCCACGACUGUGGUUCCGUCCUCAAGCACGAUCCCGAUGGCGGCGGUGGCGGCCACAAGCAGUCGACCCGCAUGAACGACCAGUUCAAGUUUAUCACCGGCAUGCUACCCCAGAUCGACUCGGUCGUCAUCCCUGAGUGCACCUUUGACCUAGCCUACAACGCCGCGCGCCCUGUGGUCCGCGAUGCCCUGCACAAGGUUGUGGCCAGCGUCGCUGUCGAGCCCACCCACCGCCAGGCCGCCGUCAAGGGUCUGGCUGAUACGGGCCCCAAGUCCAUCGACAUCAACCUCUUGUCGGCAAACGGGCCUUCCGAGGCCGACAAGGAGGCUGAGCGCCAGCGCAAGGCCAAGCACGCAGAACAGAACGCUCUGCCCAGCUGGAUCGCCCAGAGUACCAUCAGCGGCGACGCAUACGAGCUGGACCCCGCCAGGACCGGCGCCCUCGCCGGCGCGGUCGCCAGCACCGCCACGACAGAGACCAAGAAGGACGCGCUGGACGCAAAGGACCACGCCGAGAUCGACGACUACUUUGCCAAGCUCGCCAAGGAGCAGGAGGCCGAGGCGGCCAGGAAGGCGGCCGAGGCCGAGGAGGAGGAUGACGAAGACGACGAGGAUGAUGAGGGCAUGUUUGAGGACGUCGUCGCAGGCGGCACCCCGGCCGUGGAGACCCCCAAGUCGUCGCUGAAACGCGAGGCCUCAUCGGGCUCCGAGGGCAAACCUGCAAAGAAGGUCAAGGUUGAAGAGCCAACACCAACAGCCACCGCUGCAGCAGAUGCCGCUGGAGGCGAUGAGAGCGAUGACGAGAUUGAGUUUGAGGAUGUUUAA